GACUCAUUUUAUUUUUAGGCGUAGUCUUAUUUUUAUAUUUUCCAGAAAACUUACACUUUAACUUUUAAGUUCGAAUUAUUAUCAUAUUCAGUUAAGAAUUACAUAUAAGCACUGGAUAAAUCUAAUUUUUGUAAUUUUAAUGAUUGACCAGCAUAGAUAUCAGAGUUCAAGGUUAAGCCAUGGUUUCUUGGUUCAGGAUAAGAAAAUGUUCUGACCAGGUCUUGAAGCUAUGAUUGUCUGCUUAAACAGUUUUCUUAUUCUUAAGGCCGGUGCUCUACAAGUUGUGUUACAGAACUUCAAGUACCAUGAAAACAUAUCCCCAUCUUGUUUAUUACAAUAUUAUAUUAAUUCAUAUAUAAUAAUUGAUCAGUUGAUGUAUUUUUGGAGAGGAGAAUAUAAUAAAGGUUAUUGAAUUUGUUGAGAACAAUGAAGAAAGCAAAACCAUUUCCUGCACCAUUUGUUCAGCUACUUAGAAGGCCAUUCACUGGUUUCUCUCCAACAAUCCCCAGUAAACAAACACAAGCUACAUCAACUGAAGGAACUUUUUCAAAUAAUGUGAAAUAUAACUUACAGUUGAGUGUCACUCAAAACAAUACAGAUGACAGUCAGUUCACAACAAUUUCAGAUAACGCAACUACAUCAAGCCAAAUAAGGCAUGACUCGUUACCUGAAGGAAGCUCAGAUGAAGAUGUUGAAAGAUUUAGGAAAGUAAGCUAUGAUUACCCCUCUACUCCACAAACUCAAGCUGAUGAGAAAAAGAUGUCAGAUGUAAUUCUUCUGUCUCCUGAAGUAAAUCUUGAACACACCAUUGAUGAAGAAUGCCAAGAAAAACGAAACUCUACCUUAUGUGUUGGUGUGGAUGCUAAAGACCUACACAAAGUUGCCUCAUCAUGGAAUAUAUCGACUAUUAAAGCAUCUACUGUAUCUCUGAGAUGGAUUACAGAGGAAACACCUACUAAUAAAUUGGUUGUCAGUGAAGAACCACCAUUAAGGCCUUCAAAACAAAAUUCAGUUGAUGGACAAACACAAAGAGCAAGGGAGCCAAAACAGACUUCACUGUUGUAUGAUGACUGUGUGUUUACAGAAGAUAUUAAAGAACAAGUCACAUCUACACAUCCACAGCAAGAUACUUCUCACAACAGUGUGCUUGGUAGUCAUGUUGUGUCAACAGAUAGCUCUGGGAAAACAAAACCAGUGAUAAGAUCAUCAAAACAACAGGCAGACAGCGAGAUUUAUUAUACUCAUAGUAAAACACUUGUUCAAAAUUUCAAGAAUAAUAAACCUCAACCACGAGAAAAGCAGGAAAGAACUUCAAAGAAAAAUAGUAAACAUCGAGACUCAAAUAUGAGGUCUAGAACCUUUGCAAAAAUUAAAUUGAGACAGAGUGGGAAAAACUUUGCAAAACAAAAAAUAAAGAAUGCUUUGCAAACCUCGAGAAAAGAAACAGAAACCAUAAAAAAAAGAAAAGUUAAACCAGAAAGGAACACUGUAAAAGUACCAAAGGUGUCAGAAAAUAAAACCACACCAAACUACAAUUUUGUGAAAAGCACCAGUACACCAAUUAAAGAUCAGCAUUUAAAAUCUGGUUUUGACAGCUGGCCAGAGUUGUCUGAGGUUGAGCCUGUCAGUGAAGAAAAUUUCCUCUUUCCAAGGAUUUCUCAUAAUAUAGACUCUGAUGAAGCAGAAACGUAUCAGUCAACGAAUAUUUUGAGUAACAGAGAAUGCACUGGCAAACCUCCAGUGUGUUGCAUAGUGUCAUACACAAAUGUCACUUGGGAACAAGAUAUUAUUCUCACCUCUAGGUCUACUCAGCUGCCACUAUUUCUUGAGGGUUGUUCAGGUGAUCCAAUUGCCAUGAAAUGGAAAUACUGAAGGUGAAAUUAUAAGUACUCUUUGAUUUACUUUUUGUUUAAUAUGUGGAAAUAAUUUUUUUUUUACAACAUUAAGUAAAUAUUAAAUAUGUUAUUCAGUUCAGAUUCUAUUUUAUGUUGAACAUUUCAUGUACUGGAAAUAGUUGUUAAAAAUAUAUUUAUUUAUAAUGCUUUGUAGAAUUUACAAAUAAAUAAUUGUAGUGAUCACAUAUGCUACCUAUUUAAGACUUCUGACUUAAACACUAAUAGUAUAAUUACAACAUUUGUUUAUGUUUUGUGAUUUCCCUACUCAGUCUUUAGCUAAUGUACAUAAGGUUGAAAAAGAGACCAAUAGUAUUUUGUAGUUUUAACACCACAUUGAAAUUCUAUAUGACUUCAGUAUAUUUGAAAUAUAUAAAACAUAUUGCUUUAGUUGACUUGUGUUUUGACCAUACUGAAAGUUCAUCACUUCACAACUGACUGCAGUUCUUUCAUUCUGAUUUUUGAAGAAACUUUAUUUGAUUGCAAAUAUAGUGCUGUUUUGAUUAUAUACUAUAGUAAUCUUGCCAUGAUCAAGCUACAUAUAAUUGGGUAAUAAAAUGGGAUGCAAGCCAAAGUAUUAUCUUUCAGAUAAUGUUAUUAAAAUUUUUAAGUACAAUAUCUUUUUAAUAAGUAAUUGUAAAUUUUACACAGUUCUAGUGUUCCAUGCCAAGUAUGAAAAACAAGCUAAAAAUAAUGCUCCUGUGUUUUCUUGAUUAACAGGUCUUUUAUUAUAGCCUUCUGGUGGCUCAGUGGUAAAUCUGAAGGCUUAUAACACUAAAAGUUGGGUUUCGAUACCCACAGUAGGUAGAAUACAGAUAGCCCAUUGUGUAUCUUUGUGCUUCACAACAGUCUGUUAUUAAAGUCCUAAUGGACAAAACUACAAAAAUUUAUCAUAGAAAUCAUACCAGUUUAAAAGCUAGGUUGAAAGGUUGCAAUAACUGAUAUGACUUUCAUGUUACUAAAUUUAGCAGGAAAUAUAUUUAUGGUGUGAAAUAACAUUACUGAAUAUACCUGAUGGGUUAGAACUGUUGUAUAAGAAGCUUUUAACUCAAGGGAGGCUGAUUUGAUAAUACCAAGUUCACAUUGUGAACUUUUAAUUACAAGUAGUAUAAGAACAACCAUUAAUUUUCUGAUCAAAUUAAUGUACAAAUAUCUUUCAGCAACUUUAAUAGAGAAUGAAACAUUAGGUCUCAAGUGAAAAUAAACUACAUUAAAGUGAUAUAUCAGAGGAGGAAUGAUUUUUUUUUUCAGCAGUAUUAUUAUGGUUUCUUGAUCUCUGUUAAUUGUAUCUAUUUAUGGAUACUAGUAAUGCAAAGUUGAAGCUGAAAUAAGAUGAUUUGCUUUGUAAGCUGAAGGUAGGCAUGAUUGUUUAAUUCUGUCUGGAGCUUCUCAAGGGCCACCUGCUCUAGCUGUUCUUAAGUUUGAAGUAGCAGACUAAAGGAAAGGCAGCUAGGCAACAUAACCCACUGUGUACUUUUGGGCUACUCUUUACCAUUACUCAUCACAUUAUUACAUCCCAUAGCUGAAAAGGUGAGUAUAAUCGGCAAUGAGUUUUGAACCUGCAACCCGUACAUAUUUAAUUAAGCUUCCUAGCUAUAAGGCUGGAGAGUAAUGAACAAAAUUGUAUUGUACAGCAAAUAUUUAGAAUGAACAUUAAUGUUCUUCAAUCCUUUGAUAAAACUUUUUGAUCAAGGUGAAUAGUGUUAAGCAUGUUACUGAAAAAAAAGAGUAACAUAAUGCCCUUACAUAUUAUUUGAUAAAAAAAGAUAACACGUUAUGUUACUUGUCACAGUUCUUUUCUUUGUCUUGUCCUGUAAAAUAAUUGUUGUGAUUAUUCCUUACUUUUUAAAAAUUUAAGUCUUGAAAUUAAUAUAAUUAAGUGUAUGCCAAACAGAUUGCUUAAUGCGCAUGUGCAGAAUUAGCAAGAUAAAAAUUAAACUAAAACCUCAGUGUUGAUAAAGCUUGUAUGAAGACAUUUUCUGACUUGUUUUUGAUAUUGGUUUCAACAAGUACUUAAAGGAAAAUCAUGUUUGAUACAUCAUUUACAUAUUUAUUAAAAUUUAUAAACUGAAAUUUACUUUCGAUUUAAAAAGUAAAAGAGUACUAAUGUAGGUGCGAAACAAUGAAAAGUAACUAAUAUUAUUCCUUCCAUUAACAUAAACAUUAACAUCUAAACAUAAAAAAGUUAUUUGUACUGUUUAUCUCAUACACCCCUGUAUUUCAGAUCACUAAUAUGAGAAUUAUUCUACUGUUUGAUAUCACCUUUGCAGCUAAGUAACUACAGUUUACUCUGAUUUAGAAUAAUCCAUAACAAUGCAUUACAGGCUGAAAAUGUACUUAUAACAGGUUAUUGAAUUCAUUGUCAAUACUUUACUGAGGCAGGGGCCUGGUAUCAUCUAGUGUAUUGGGCAAUUCAUUUGCAAUCUGUGGGUCCCAGCAUCAAAACCUGUUGUCCAACAUGCUUUCCCUUUCAAGUGUCAGGGUAAUUAUAAUGUUAUGGUAAAUCCUACUAUUUGUUGGUAAAGAGUAGCUCAAGAGCUGGA
This is a messenger RNA of Limulus polyphemus (Atlantic horseshoe crab), 4435 nucleotides long. RefSeq lists its product as uncharacterized. The record is from RefSeq and is a predicted model, not a curated record. The coding region runs from base 427 to 1872 and encodes 481 amino acids. The transcript has 14 exons. Lineage: Eukaryota; Metazoa; Arthropoda; Merostomata; Xiphosura; Limulidae.